This is a messenger RNA of Astyanax mexicanus (Mexican tetra), 2339 nucleotides long. RefSeq names its product angel homolog 2 (Drosophila) (gene angel2). The transcript is spliced from 9 exons. NCBI's taxonomy places the organism in Eukaryota, Metazoa, Chordata, Actinopteri, Characiformes, Acestrorhamphidae. The record is from RefSeq and is a predicted model, not a curated record. Gene Ontology annotation, molecular function: mRNA 3'-UTR binding; 3'-5'-RNA exonuclease activity. Gene Ontology annotation, biological process: 3'-UTR-mediated mRNA stabilization. The coding region runs from base 205 to 1875 and encodes 556 amino acids.
ACGUCACCUGUGAGGGCCUCCUUGUUUUGGUUACAUGUUGCUAGUUAGCUUUAGCGGCGGUGAACUGGGGCGAUUUUACCUCAAGCCCUCUGCUGUGACUAUUACUGUUAUUAUUAGUGUUAUUACUGCUGCACUGACCGCGUAGGGAUGGUGGUGGGAGGUGGUGGGAGGUGAUCGACUGGUUGAGAGGACUCCUGUAGGUCUAUGUAUCGACACCCAAACAUAAGCUAUGCCGGUUCAGCUGCAGCCCCGGGUCGACCCAUGUUUGUCCGUCCUCUGAGCGUAGUGGGCUCUGCUCAAACUCAGCUUAUUGCCGGUGUGUGGAGACCCUGGUAUCAGCCCACGUGUUCAUGGUGGAGUGGUCAUCCAUACCAACAGCAGCCCCACUGCCUCAGCAUCAGCAAGAAACACUCUUCCUUUAGCUGGAGAGAGUGGAGGCGACCCAACACUUUUCUCCAAGGCGGCCUUCCUCUCUCUACUGGGCAAAUGGACCAAUCAGAUAAAGACCCCCCAUUUAAAAGGAGGAAGAGCACUGAGGAAAAGGUAACAGGGGAACAGGUGAAAGUACAGCGCAGUCCUAAGCGCUCAGUACCAGGUGAAAACCGGGAGCAGAGUCCACCAUGGCUAAAAAAUGUUGUUGGCGUGCCGCUGAAACCUGGGAAAUUCCCACCAAGUUCCGCGAAUAAAACAGAGUUAAAGCGACGUUGGGAGGACCUCUCUCUACCCUAUGGCUGUGGACCACAGGCAGACGGAAGCAUACAUAAGCAGACCUUUGAUUUUUCAGUGAUGUCCUACAAUAUUCUCUCCCAAGAAUUGCUCCUUAGCAAUGCUUACCUUUACAAACACUGUAACCCACGCAUACUGGAGUGGAGGUACAGGUUCACCAAUAUCAUCAAAGAGCUGGAACGACACAAUGCAGAUAUUAUGUGUCUUCAAGAGGUGCAAGAAGACCACUAUCAAAAGCAGAUCAAACCCAUGCUAGAAUCUCUAGGCUACCACUGUGAGUACAAAAGACGAACUGGCAGAAAGCCCGAUGGCUGUGCUGUGGUCUUCAGGCGUGACCGAUUUUCCCUACUCUCCUGUCACCCUGUGGAAUACUUCCGUCAAGGAAUCCCUUUGCUGGACCGGGACAAUGUAGGUUUGAUCCUCCUGCUUCAACCUGUGGACCCCUCAGGCUCUGCCUGUAGCAUUUGUGUGGCCAAUACACAUCUGCUAUACAACCCCAGGCGUGGCGACAUCAAGCUUUCCCAGCUGGCCAUGCUGCUGGCGGAGAUUAGCCGUGUGGCCCGGCUAGCUGACGGAGGCUCCUGUCCUGUGUUGCUCUGUGGAGACUUUAACUCCGUGCCCCAGUCUCCCCUCUACAGAUUCAUCAAGGAGAGCAAGCUGGAGUAUGUAGGCAUGCCUAUUGGGAAGGUUUCAGGACAGGAAGAAAGCUCUAGAGGGCAGCGUAUCCUUGAAGUCCCCAUUUGGCCUCCCAGCUUGGGCAUCUCUCAGCGGUGCCAGUAUGAACUCCGGUCCAAAGAAAAGAAUUUGCAGCAGGAAGCCUCAAUCAACAGUCUGAACAAAGCCAGCAUCGAGCACGGUCUGAAGCUAAGCUCAGUUUACUCACACAAUCUGAAAGAGAAUGGGCAGCCUGAAAUCACUACCUGUCACUCAAGGACAGCCAUCACUGUGGAUUACAUCUUCUACUCGGCAAAUCAGAAGGAUGCCUCUGGUCAGACAGAAUGCAGUGUGCCGGCAGAGCGAGGUCUGCAGCUGCUAGCCAGGCUGGCCCUGGUUACCGAGGCCGAGCUGGGAGAGGUCAACAGCCUGCCCAACCAGCACAACUCCUCUGAUCACCUGCCCCUUAUCGCUCGAUUCCGGCUACACUCAUGAUCCAGCGUUUAAUAAGCUUUUAAUAAGUUUGGACUGAUUACACUGAUCGUUAGUUUCUGCAUUAUGGUGCAGCAGAUCUAAGGGGAGAAAACAGAGACAUUUCACUUGCAUAUGUAUUCCCCUAAUUUGCAUGAUCUGUAGGACUAGUAAAUGUUUUUUCCCCCAAAGUACAUUAAAAUUUGUCAAACACUGGCAGGAGAUCACAGGAUACGUAGAGUGCAUUUUUAACAUAUUUGAUUUAAUUUGUGGUUUCUCAAGAAAAAAGUCUGUUUAUAUGUACAUUUUAUAAUACAAUUUUUUCAUAGUAUUGAAAGCUGACAUUUUAAGUACUAAAAUAAAUUAAAUAGUAAUGGCACCAGGAGUGACAUAAUUGUUGUUUCCUACUUUUUAAAAACUGUACAAGAAAUAAAUUGAUUGGUGCUACUGAAGUCAGAUGCAAAUGAAAUAUACAACAAUAUACAGUU